Messenger RNA from Nelumbo nucifera (sacred lotus), 988 nucleotides. RefSeq names its product MIP18 family protein (DUF59) (gene AE7). The record is from RefSeq and is a predicted model, not a curated record. NCBI's taxonomy places the organism in Eukaryota, Viridiplantae, Streptophyta, Magnoliopsida, Proteales, Nelumbonaceae.
AUUGGACAGCCCCCGAGUACAUAAACUUGCACCAAAAAGAGAGUCGCGGUCGCGAAGAAUCAAAAAAUACUAGUACAAAACCUUUCAUUCCCGAACCCGAAGGAGUAAGUCCUUCUGAAAUACACAACACAGGCAACACCUUCCACGCAUUCAAGGCGGCAACGGAAGUCUUUGAUUCUGAAUUCCUGCGAUUGGGUCAAAGUAAAGGAGGGCAAACUUUUCCUUGGAUAUCUCUCUUUAGCGUUUCAGUUCUUGAUCAAGCUUUGAAAAUGGUUUCUGGGUUAAUCAAUGCCAAUCCUGUUGUCUAUGAAAGAAAAGAGCGUCGAGUUCGGACUGCACCUUUCAGCGCCGAUGAAUACGCUGUAGAACCCAUUGACCAACAAGAGAUUUUUGAUCAUAUUAGAGAUAUAAAAGAUCCAGAGCAUCCUUAUUCUUUAGAAGAACUCAAAGUUGUUACAGAAGAUGCAAUUGAAGUGGAUGAUAAGCAUAGCCAUGUUAGGGUUACAUUUACCCCUACGGUUGAGCAUUGCAGUAUGGCUACAGUUAUUGGGCUAUGUUUGCGGGUGAAACUCAUGCGCAGUCUACCUUCUCGAUACAAGGUGGAUAUCAGGAUAGCACCUGGAACUCAUGCAACUGAAGCUGCAGUUAAUAAACAGCUGAAUGAUAAAGAACGGGUGGCAGCAGCAUUGGAAAACCCUAAUCUCUUAGAUAUGGUUGAUGAGUGUCUGGCACCAACUUAUGCUUGACCAAGUGCCAUCUGAUGAACAAAUUCAGUUUAUGGCUUGUUUGAGGGGUCCACCGUAGCACCUGUGGUUCUUAUUUACUGAAGUAGCAACAAUGUGUUAGCUCCACAAUUUAUUUUGCUUCCUUUCGUUUCAUUCUUUGGUGUUUUGAAGGUUUAGAUACUGUAUGAGGUUUUCUGUGAAGUUCAACUUUGGGUUGGAAUUAUUGAAAUUGAUGCAAAUGCUUAUUUACUUUGACCUUUGCC